Messenger RNA from Solanum verrucosum, 1553 nucleotides. Its product is annotated as sugar transporter ERD6-like 7. The transcript has 18 exons. Gene Ontology annotation, molecular function: sugar transmembrane transporter activity. NCBI's taxonomy places the organism in Eukaryota, Viridiplantae, Streptophyta, Magnoliopsida, Solanales, Solanaceae. The coding region runs from base 95 to 1546 and encodes 483 amino acids. The record is from RefSeq and is a predicted model, not a curated record. Gene Ontology annotation, cellular component: membrane. Gene Ontology annotation, biological process: transmembrane transport; carbohydrate transport.
GCUCAUCCAUAAACUCCCUCUUUUUCUUGAUUGCCUCUAAAAAUAUCUUCUUACUUUUCUAUAGUUUUAAGGCAAAUACCAAAGAAAAAAUAAAAUGAAGGAAGAUAUAGAGCAAAGUGAGAAUAGAGUAAAUGAAGAAAUAAGAACUCCUCUUAUAAUUCAAACAAAUAAAAGUUUAAAAGAAGAAAAGGUUGAAAAUGGAUGUUAUGAGAAGAAACAAGAUAGGUGCAUGGUUUACCUUAGCACAUUUGUGGCUGUUUGUGGUUCAUUUGCAUUUGGAUCUUGUGCUGGAUAUUCAUCACCAAUACAAUCCGCCAUCAGAGAGGAUCUUAACUUAUCUAUAGCAGAGUUCUCACUCUUUGGUUCAAUAUUGACAUUUGGUGCAAUGAUUGGAGCAAUCACAAGUGGUCCAAUCGCUGAUUAUAUUGGUCGUAAAGGGGCAAUGAGAAUGUCAAGUGGUUUCUGUGUUGCUGGAUGGUUAGCUAUUUACUUUGCUCAGGGAGCACUUGCUCUGGACAUUGGAAGAUUGGCAACAGGAUAUGGAAUGGGAGUUUUCUCUUAUGUGGUGCCGGUAUUUAUUGCUGAAAUUGCACCUAAAGAUUUACGAGGAGCUUUGACAACCAUAAACCAGCUGAUGAUAUGUUGUGGAGUCUCAGUUUCCUUCAUUAUAGGAACUAUGAUGACAUGGAGAACGUUGGCGUUAACAGGAUUGAUUCCAUGUGCUAUUCUCAUUUUCGGUCUCUUUAUCAUUCCAGAGUCGCCUAGGUGGUUGGCAAAAAUAGGGCAUCAAAAGGAGUUUGAACUUGCACUCAGUAAACUUCGAGGCAAAGAUGCUGAUAUAUCUGAGGAGGCAGCUGAAAUCAAGGAUUAUAUAGAAACACUUGAAAAGCUUCCGAAAGUCAACUUGUUUGAUUUGUUUCAAAGAAGAUACUCGAGCUCACUCAUAGUGGGAGUUGGACUUAUGGUGUUUCAACAGUUUGGUGGAAUCAAUGGAAUCUGUUUCUACACCGGUAGCAUAUUUGAGUCCUCAGGGUUCCCCUCUGACAUCGGAACUAUAAUCUAUGCAAUUAUUCAGGUUCCCAUCACCGCGUUGGGUGCAGCCUUAAUUGACAGAGCUGGAAGAAAACCUCUUUUAUUGGUUUCAGGAACAGGACUUGUCAUAGGCUGUGUACUAACAGGAGUCUCAUUCUAUCUAAAGGGACAUGACAUUGCAAUAAAGGUAGCACCGAUACUUGCUGUAACAGGCAUACUGGUCUAUAUCGGUUCCUUUUCAGUAGGAAUGGGAGCAGUUCCUUGGGUUGUGAUGUCAGAGAUAUAUCCUAUAAAUAUUAAAGGUGCUGCUGGGAGCCUUGCAACAUUAGUGAAUUGGUUUGGAGCAUGGGCGUGCUCCUACACUUUCAACUUCCUCAUGACCUGGAAUUCUUUUGGUACUUUCAUUCUGUAUGCUGCAGUGAAUGCACUUUCCAUUUUAUUUGUGAUAAAGAUAGUACCUGAAACCAAAGGAAGAACUUUGGAACAAAUCCAGGCUGCUAUUAAUGCAUCAUAAAAUUACC